Punica granatum (pomegranate) is the source of this 675-nucleotide messenger RNA. The record is from RefSeq and is a predicted model, not a curated record. Lineage: Eukaryota; Viridiplantae; Streptophyta; Magnoliopsida; Myrtales; Lythraceae.
AAGAAGCCCCAGCCUGCCCUUUAAUUUGACAAGAAGGAUCGUUAAAUUCGUUCCACGGCCCCUCCCCUCUGAAUAUAUACAUAGCUGCUGCCACAAAUAAUGAAGAAAAUCGUCGUAAAGGUCUGCAUCAAUUGCAAGACCUGCAAGAUGGAAAUACUAAAGACGGUGAGCAAACUCGAAGGAAUCGAUGAGAUAUCAGUGGAUGCCGAGAAAGGGACACUAACAGUUGUUGGUGAGGUCGAUCCCGUGUUGAUCGUCAAGCAGCUCAGGAAGAUCAAGAAGGGCGCCAGUAUCGACAGUGUGGGGCCAAAGAAGCCUCCCGAGAAAAAACCGGAGCCUCUUAAAGUUUGCGAUCUGCCUCCUUGCUGCAAGUCAUGUCAGCUUGUUGCCGUUCCUGUAUAUGAUGACUAUGGAUAUGGAAGGUGUUCCAUUCUCUGAUCCGGUUUGUGAAAAGAGGUUUCCGGAAUUAAUAACUGUGUCUACAUGUAACUAGUGCAACAUCUUUCUUAUUAGAGAGAUUUCUCUUCGAACAAUGGUUCUAUGAUUCAGAAUUACUCCGCAUCCUUGCGAGUGUUUGAUAAUUAUAUAUGUACUUCAAGAGUGCCGUAUUAUGUUUGAUUCAAGCAUGCAGGGAUAUAUUGAAGGGAGAAUUUGCUAUCUUCCCAGUUCUUAUUG